This is a messenger RNA of Sus scrofa (pig), 3842 nucleotides long. It is a transcript of the gene FIZ1, whose product is annotated as FLT3 interacting zinc finger 1. Gene Ontology annotation, cellular component: nucleus. Lineage: Eukaryota; Metazoa; Chordata; Mammalia; Artiodactyla; Suidae. Gene Ontology annotation, biological process: regulation of transcription by RNA polymerase II. Gene Ontology annotation, molecular function: DNA-binding transcription factor activity, RNA polymerase II-specific. The record is from RefSeq and is a predicted model, not a curated record.
UAGUGGUGACUGGGGCGGAGCAACGACUGGGAGGAGCCUUGGCGGGCGUGGUUUAGUGUGGGAGUGGGCGGGGCUAUGGUGUAAGUGGGAGGAGCGUAGGCAAAGGGGUGCGGUUUGACAAAGGGGCGUGGCUCAGCAAUAAUAGGAGGAGGUCGAAGAGCCGUAGUCUGGGCUGAGCUGGGUAAUGGGUUUCAGUGUGGAUGUGGGAAGAGCUUAUAGAGAAGGGGCGGAAUUUGUUUAGGCAAGUUUUUUUCAGCAAGUGGUGGGCAUAGUAAAGGAGUUGGGGUUUAAGAGUGUGAUUCAGGGCUUGUUAGCGGAAAUAGCACGUCUUUAUAAUGCAGGUAAAAAGUCUUCGGAUGGGGAGGGUCUCUGAAAGGACUGAGAAGGCAAGAGAGGUAGAUUGGAGGGAGGGUCUUGGAAAGGAUGGGGCCUGCUUCAAGGCUGAGUUUAAAGGACAAAUUGAAAGGGGUCUAGGAGGAUCUUGGUGGGGAAGAGAUGGCGGGACUUCAAGAGGACCUUGGAGGAACUUAGCAGACACUAGUAAUGUAAACAGCUUACCUGUUGAGUCUGUUGUGCGCAGGCCUAAGUGAGCACGCAGCACGCUUGGCCACAAUUUUGCUUAGAUCUCAUUACCACUCGAAGAGGUAGGUCCUCCUCUUAUCCCUAUUUCGCAGAUAAAGGAAUCUGUUGGGUUUAUUCAAGUUUCCAGGACUAGUUAUCUUCGCCCUGGAAGGCUGACUCUAGUGCGCUUAGCUCCAAAUCUUGGUGCUUUCCUUGGCUAAGAAUGGGAGUCUUCGUCUGAAGGUGACUCUCAUCUUCAAAGAAGAGUGGGAGUGGCUCUCGGAGGGGAAGGGGCUUCCCGAAAACGGGGGGACUUUGGAAGAAGUAGGCGGGACCCGAACAUGAGUGGGUGGGGCUUAGAGCGGAGCGGGAGUCCCAUCUCAAAGGGGGGAGAGGCUUAACACUCCGUGGCUUAGAAGGGAUUAGAAAGAUUGGCAGCGGAGUGGGGGAAGGGUUUGCAGGAGAGUGGGAGGGGCUUAAAGAAGAGUGGGUGUGGUUAGAGUGGGUGGGCGGGGCUCCCGGGUACUGGUGGCAGGUGUGUGAGUCCAAGGAGCCUGAUUGUGGAGGCUGAUGGGGAGGUGACUCCCUCACCCCCCUCCAUGUCUCCCUGCUUCAGAGAGAGCCCCCACCCGCCACUGCCCUCGCGCCACACCACCAUGGAUGACGCCCCGCUGCCAGCGCCCCAGGUCCCCGCCCCGGCCCCGGCCCCGGCUCCGCCCGCUGCUGCUCCCCGCGUCCCGUUUCACUGCAGUGAGUGUGGCAAGAGCUUCCGCUACCGCUCCGACCUGCGGCGCCACUUCGCCCGGCACACUGCGCUCAAACCCCACGCGUGUCCGCGCUGCGGCAAGGGCUUCAAGCACAGCUUCAACCUGGCCAACCACCUGCGCUCGCACACCGGCGAGCGGCCUUACCGCUGCUCCGCCUGCCCCAAGGGGUUCCGAGACUCCACGGGCCUGCUGCACCACCAGGUCGUCCACACUGGUGAGAAGCCCUACUGCUGUCUGGUCUGCGAGCUCCGCUUCUCCUCACGCUCCAGCCUGGGCCGCCACCUCAAGCGCCAGCACCGAGGGGUGCUUCCGACACCCCUGCAGCCCGGCCCAGGCCUGCCCGCCCUGAGCGCUCCCUGCUCCGUCUGCUGCAACGUGGGGCCCUGCUCGGUGUGCGGGGGCGGGGGAGCCGGUGGCGGAGAAGGCCCAGAGGGGACAGGCGCAGGCCCGGGGAGCUGGGGUCUGGCGGAGGCGGCGGCCGCGGCCGCGGCCUCCCUGCCCCCAUUUGCGUGCGGUGCCUGCGCGCGGCGCUUCGAUCAGGGCCGCGAGCUGGCAGCCCACUGGGCUGCGCACACCGACGUGAAGCCCUUCAAGUGCCCGCGCUGCGAGCGCGACUUCAACGCCCCCGCGCUGCUGGAGCGGCACAAGCUGACGCACGACCUGCAGGGGCCCGGCGCGCCCCCAGCGCAGGCCUGGGCGGCGGGGGCAGGCGCCGGGUCUGAGACGGCUGGCGAGGGUGGCACGGCGGAGGCGGGCGACGCUCAGCCGGCCUGGGACGGCGGGCUGCUCCUGGGCCGCGGCGGGGGCGCCGUGCCCGAGCUGGGGGGGCUGCUCCCUGAGAGCGGCAGGGACGCGCCCGCGGCCGCGGCCGAGCCGUCGGAAGACACCCUGUACCAGUGCGACUGCGGGACCUUCUUCGCGUCCGCCGCGGCGCUGGCCAGCCACCUGGAGGCGCACUCGGGCCCCGCGACCUACGGCUGCGGCCACUGCGGGGCCCUGUACGCCGCCCUGGCCGCCCUGGAGGAGCACCGGCGCGCCAGCCACGGCGAGGGCGGCGGCGCGGAGUCGACGGCGCCGGCCCCGGAGGGGGAGCCCGCGUCUGGGGAGCCCGCGGCCGGCUCCGGCCGCGGCAAGAAGAUCUUCGGCUGCUCCGAGUGCGAGAAGCUGUUCCGCUCGCCGCGGGACCUGGAGCGGCACGUGCUGGUGCACACAGGCGAGAAGCCGUUCCCGUGCCUGGAGUGCGGCAAGUUCUUCCGCCACGAGUGCUACCUCAAGCGCCACCGGCUGCUCCACGGCACCGAGCGGCCCUUCCCCUGCCACAUCUGCGGCAAGGGCUUCAUCACGCUCAGCAACCUCUCCAGGCACCUGAAGCUGCACCGGGGCAUGGACUGACAUGGCCAGGCGGCGCGCCCCUCCAUCCGACCACCCCUACCAGGGGCUGGCCUCAGGGCCCAGGGGCCAGGGGACCUAGGAACCGCAAGGGAGGCCCCGGCCCUCCACAUCCAGACCCGGGCCCCGAGAUGAGGGGACCCUGGCUGGAGAGAUGGGGCCACCGAACGUCCCCAGGCCCCUGAGCUAAGGGGCAGCAAAUAAAUGGAGAGACGUCUCAGCUCGAGAGUCCCAGAUCUAUGGAGAGGCUCCUGAAAGCAAGGCUCCUGGGACACGUGCUGAGCACCCCUCAAUCAGUAGGCUCCUAAGUCAUGGGGCCCUAGGCCUGAGACAUGGGUCUCCCUACCUACUUCUCAUCUUGAGGCCCUAAUAAUAAAAGAUGGGCACCCCUCCCCCAAGGGAAGACUGCCCCUCUCCCUAAGAGCCAUCAUUCCAACGACCUUAAUCUGGAGAAAAGUGGGGGAACCAUGUCCCCAGAUUUCCCUGGAUUCCCUCCAAACGCUACCCACCAGAAUUCCUGUUUCCCCCACCCCCCCAUAAUGACUAUAGCCGGAAUCUGCCUCCCCUCCCCCCAACUUCAUUCCCUUUGCAGAAAGAGGACCAGGGUAGUUGCCCCCUGCCCUCAACCCCUUCCCCAAUUAGGUCUCCCUCCCCUACUGCCGAAUGGAUCGAUCCUAAUGAUCUUGCCCAACUCCCCCCCACCAACUAGAAUAGGCUGGUUCAAAACCCCCCUGCCCAGUAGAAUGGACUGGUCCAGGUACACAUACUCCCACCUCCUGUCCACUGGAAAGGGCUGGUCGGGGUUGCAGCCUGCACCCCACCCUCCUAGAGUGAAUAAGGCAGACACUCCUCCCCCUCCUCUGGCGUGUGGGCCGGUCCGCAUCAUUGCCCGUUCUGUGAACUCAUGAGUGGGAGGUGGUGGACAUCCGGUUAUCCCUCCCGCUCAGCUGUAGCACCUGUUGGUCUUUCUCUCCAUCUCUGUCAGCUUGUCAGUCUCUGUGUUCCUCCCAGCCCCAAGGGGAAGGGGGGUUGGCUAGGGGGACUCCCCCCAUGAGCCUCGACCUCGCCCCCUCGUCCCACUCCCCAUUGUCUCCCGGACCCCAAUAAACCUCGUCCUGUCAGCCA